AUGGAAGCCACCGCGCCCAGGACGACCGGCGACGACGCACCGCCAGCCACAGCCCGAGCGACGACGAUCAGAGAUCUCAUCGCCGCAAAGGAAGCCCCGACAGCUACAUGCAAGAGCGACAAGAACGACCUCGCCGGCGCCGAUCGCGGUCCGCAUCGCCAGCCCGGCGCCGCCCAUGAGCGCCGUAAGCGCAAUCCCAGUCUUAGUCGCCGCGUCAUUGAAAAUCGAACGGCAGAGAAGCCGGACGCGCCACGCACGCGCCGCCUCCUCGCUCCCAAUUCAUUUGCGCUUGGCCGCAUCAUGAAAAGCACUGCACGGUCGCGCGACGAAGAAGACGAGCGCGAGCGGCAACUCGCUGCCAAGAAGCUCCGGGAACUCGACGCUAAGCAGCCACGGACGUUCUAG
Molecule: messenger RNA, 405 nt
Organism: Saprolegnia parasitica CBS 223.65
Lineage: Eukaryota; Oomycota; Saprolegniomycetes; Saprolegniales; Saprolegniaceae
Exons: 2
Coding region: 1-405 (134 amino acids)
Source: RefSeq, a predicted model, not a curated record